Molecule: messenger RNA, 711 nt
Organism: Fulvia fulva
Lineage: Eukaryota; Fungi; Ascomycota; Dothideomycetes; Mycosphaerellales; Mycosphaerellaceae
Exons: 1
Coding region: 1-711 (236 amino acids)
Cellular component (GO): cytoplasm; nucleus
Molecular function (GO): ribonucleoside-diphosphate reductase inhibitor activity
Source: RefSeq, a predicted model, not a curated record
AUGGCGAACAUCCGCAAGCGACAAUACCAACCCUCAAACCAAACACACCUCAGCUCCUACUUCACCCGCAACGCCGUGCCCUCCCUCCACCGAUCAGAAUCCCUCUCACCAGCUCUUCCCGCCGACACAGCUGCCUCUUUGUUAAGCGUCGGCAUGCGAGUGCGCAAAUCCGUCCCUGAAGGCUAUAAGACGCACAAGACACUCGGAUCGCCCGGGUUUCGUUUCCCAAGCACGGCACCACCGACAUCUUCAGCCCCAGCUAGGCCAUCGUAUAGCCCUAUGCAGACGAGGGAACUCACACCGUUCUGCGGCCUUCAUAAAGUUGGAGGGCUAGCCGAGCAAGAGAUCCCUUCUUCGGCACCGGCGAUCAUGGGAAUGGAGGAGGAGGAGGAAGACUACGAUAUGCCGGCCCUUUCGACGUCGCAGGGGAGUUUCAUGUCAACGCAGAAUAGCUUCAUGGCGUCGGCGCGGACGUACACGGAGUCGAAGAAGCGGACAUAUGAGGACGAAGCGGAUGAUGACAUGGACAAAUUCUUCGACGAACAGGGCGAUGAGGACAUGGCUAUAUCGCAGCAGAACACCGCGGCUAGGCCUAUUGCACGGUUGAAGGGCACGACUCGCAAGGUGCAGCAGCAGCAUGGAGUGAGGAUCUUUGGGAGUGAUGAUUUUGAUGAGGCGCCGUUUUUGAUGCCGAUGGAGAUGGAGCAGUAG